AUGGGGCCUUUCUCAUGGAGAUGGAUUGCGGUAGUUCUUACUAGUGUUCUUUCUCUUCCUUUCAUCUCCUACUCAGAGCAAGCGCCAAACUACUCCUUUCUCCACGACGCCACCCGAUCCCCCUCCGUCUCCUACUACGACUACAUCGUCAUCCGGGGCGGCGGAACCGCCGGCUGCCCUCUCGCCGCCACCCUUUCGGAGCACUCCACCGUCCUCCUCCUCGAGCGGGGUGGGUCCCCCUACGGCAACGGGAACAUAACAAACCUUGCCUCCUUCGCCUCCACCCUCGCCGACUCCUCCCCUUCCUCCCCCUCGCAACGCUUUGUCUCCACUGACGGUGUCAUCAAUGCUCGAGCUCGCGUUCUUGGCGGCGGUAGCUGCAUCAAUGCAGGCUUCUACACAAGAGCGAGCCGAAGCUACAUUCAAAAUGCCGGAUGGGAUGGGAUUUUGGCCGGAGAAGCAUACCGUUGGGUGGAGAGGGUGGUGGCGUUCAGGCCGGAGAUGAGGAGGUGGCAGUCGGCGGUGAGGGACGGGCUGUUGGAGUCGGGGGUCAGGCCGUACAACGGGUUCACGUACGAGCAUUUGUAUGGGACGAAGGUCGGGGGCACGAUUUUCGAUGCGGAGGGGCGGCGUCAUACGGCGGCGGAUCUGUUGCAGUACGCGAGGCCGCAGGCGAUUACUGUGCUCCUGCACGCCACUGUGUCGAGGAUUUUGUUCAGGCAAGAAGGCACAACAAAACCAAGUGCCUACGGCCUGCUCUUCACCGACAGCUUCGGCACAGUCCACAGAGCAUACCUCAACCCAGGACCCAACAACGAGAUCAUACUCUCCGCAGGCGAUGGGCAGCCCCCACCUCCUAAUGCUGAGCGGCAUCGGCCCAGCCGCGCACCUAAGCUCCCUCGGCAUCGCGUCGUCGUCGACCAGCCGAUGGUUGGUAGAGGAAUGUCCGAUAACCCCAUGAACGCCAUAUUUGUUCCGUCGCCGUCGCCUGUCGAGGUUUCUCUUAUACAGGUUGUAGGAAUUACGAGGCUGGGGGCGUAUAUUGAGGCUGCCAGUGUGACUGCGCAGGGGAGGAAUCUUGGAAUGUUUUCUCCGCAGACUGGGCAACUGUACUCGCUGCCUCCGAAAGAAAGAACACCCGAAGCCAUCGCAAAAGCCACAGAAAUCAUGAACAACCUCGCAGAAUCCUCGUUCAGAGGCGGCUUCAUCCUCGAAAAAAUCCUCGGCCCCCUCUCCACCGGCUACCUUGAGCUCAGAAACACCGACCCGCACGAAACCCCCUCGGUCACCUUCAACUACUUCAAAGAACCCCAGGACCUCCGAAGAUGCGUCGACGGGCUCAAAACCAUCGAAGGCGUGGUAAAUUCCCGCGCCUUCUCAAGGUUUCGGUACCCGUUCGUGUCACUGCAAGCUCUGAUCAACAUGACGAUGCAUUUCCCGGUGAACUUCCGUCCGAGGCACGACAACGAUUCGAUGUCUUUGGAGCAGUAUUGCAGGGACACCGUGAUGACUAUUUGGCAUUACCAUGGAGGUUGUCAUGUUGGUGGGGUUGUUGAUGCUGAUUACAGAGUCGUCGGUGUUGACGGGCUUAGAGUUGUUGAUGGCUCUACUUUCAAUUUUACUCCCGGGACCAAUCCUCAAGCCACGGUCAUGAUGCUCGGAAGGUAAUCUAUAACUUUGGUUCUCACGUUCCAUUU
Messenger RNA from Asparagus officinalis (garden asparagus), 1697 nucleotides. Its product is annotated as protein HOTHEAD. The record is from RefSeq and is a predicted model, not a curated record. NCBI's taxonomy places the organism in Eukaryota, Viridiplantae, Streptophyta, Magnoliopsida, Asparagales, Asparagaceae. Gene Ontology annotation, molecular function: flavin adenine dinucleotide binding; oxidoreductase activity, acting on CH-OH group of donors.